CUGGCUCUACAAAAAUAAAUAAAUAAGGAAGCAGUGAAUUCCAAUGUAUUCAUCGCCAACUAACCAGGUUGUUGGGUGUGCGCUCCUCUUUUAGGUGCAAUGUGCAAUGAGGUCGGAACUUUAUUAUUUGAAUAUUUGAAAAUACCUGAAUCCAAGAGGUCGAGCCACUUGGCCAAAAACGCCCAGGAGGAAAAGGCCAAGUCUAGUACCCCGGCUCUAGACCUACUAACUGAUCGCCGGAGACCCCGGCCCUUGGAAUAAGUCGCCUCCCCAGAUCUCUAAGCCGGCCGCGCGACCCUCGAGUCUCAGGUAAGCGGGAAAUCCCAUCUCACAGGGAAGCCCCCGCUCCGAGGCACGGGCGCAUGCGCGGGUCGGCCACCCGCUGGAGCCGCGGGUGCGCCGCUCUGGCCCGCGUGGCGCAGUCGUCCGCGUCUCGCUGAUGAUGACGCACGUCCGGGGCGGUGGGGAAGGCAAGAUGGCGGCGCCCAUGGAGGUGGCCGUGUGUACGGAUUCGGCAGCCCCGAUGUGGAGCUGCAUCGUGUGGGAACUGCACUCGGGCGCCAACCUGCUCACCUACCGCGGCGGCCAGGCGGGACCCCACGGACUGGCGCUGCUCAAUGGCGAGUAUCUGCUGGCGGCGCAGCUGGGCAAGAACUACAUCAGCGCCUGGGAGCUGCAGCGGAAGGACCAGCUUCAGCAGAAGAUCAUGUGCCCUGGGCCUGUCACCUGUCUGACCGCGUCACCCAACGGUCUCUACGUCCUGGCAGGAGUUGCAGAAAGCAUCCACUUGUGGGAGGUCUCCACCGGGAACCUUCUGGUCAUCCUGAGUCGACAUUACCAGGACGUCUCUUGCCUGCAGUUCACAGGGGACAGCAGCCACUUCAUCUCAGGGGGCAAGGACUGCCUGGUACUGGCUUGGAGCCUCUGCAGCGUGCUGCAGGCCGACCCCUCCAGGAUCCCGGCGCCCCGGCACGUCUGGUCUCACCACACGCUCCCCAUCACGGACCUGCACUGCGGCUUUGGGGGCCCCCUGGCCCGGGUGGCCACCUCCUCACUGGACCAGACGGUGAAGCUGUGGGAGGUCUCCUCGGGGGAUCUGCUCCUCUCCGUCCUCUUUGAUGUGUCCAUCAUGGCGGUGACCAUGGACCUGGCUGAGCAUCACAUGUUCUGCGGCGGCAGCGAGGGCUCCAUCUUCCAGGUCGAUCUCUUCACCUGGCCCGGACAGAGGGAGAGGAACUUCCAGCCAGAGCAGGACGCCGGGAAGGUCUUCAAAGGGCACAGGAACCAGGUGACCUGCCUGUCGGUGUCUACUGACGGCAGCGUGCUGCUCUCGGGCUCCCACGACGAGACCGUGCGCCUCUGGGAUGUGCAGAGCAAGCAGUGCAUCCGGACGUUGGCCCUCAAAGGCCCAGUCACCAACGCCACCAUCCUACUGGCGCCCGUCAGCAUGCUGAGCUCAGACUUCAGGCCCAGCCUGCCGCUGCCCCACUUCAACAAGCACCUGCUGGGCGCUGAGCACGGGGACGAGCCGCGCCACGGGGGCCUCACCCUGCGCCUGGGCCUCCACCAGCAGGUACGGCCCCCAGCAGGGAACCCCCACUGCCCUUUGGUCUCGGAAGACCCCGCAGGCCCUGGGCUCCGCUCCCUCAGUCCUGGCACCCGUGCGGCGGUUCCCCCCAAGCCCAUCACUGGAGGGCACAUCCUGUGA
Mandrillus leucophaeus (drill) is the source of this 1708-nucleotide messenger RNA. It is a transcript of the gene WDR18, whose product is annotated as WD repeat domain 18. Gene Ontology annotation, cellular component: nuclear pre-replicative complex. Gene Ontology annotation, biological process: DNA-templated DNA replication; rRNA processing. Lineage: Eukaryota; Metazoa; Chordata; Mammalia; Primates; Cercopithecidae. Gene Ontology annotation, molecular function: protein binding. The transcript has 8 exons. Bases 440 to 1708 code for a protein of 422 amino acids. The record is from RefSeq and is a predicted model, not a curated record.